Molecule: messenger RNA, 2721 nt
Organism: Harmonia axyridis
Lineage: Eukaryota; Metazoa; Arthropoda; Insecta; Coleoptera; Coccinellidae
Product: NHL repeat-containing protein 2
Exons: 5
Coding region: 370-2508 (712 amino acids)
Molecular function (GO): protein binding
Source: RefSeq, a predicted model, not a curated record
AUCAAUCAUAUUUGAAGCAAUUCCAAAUUAUAAUAAGAAUUAAAAAAUUGGAGAUAUUAGAAUAAUAACUCAUUAGAAAUUUUUGAAAAUAGAAAAGUAGAUGUCACAAUGAAAAAAUGACCGAACAAAUAUCACAGAAAUUUUUACAUUCAUUUAUUGACUUUUCAGAUUUAAAUUUUUUUCAUAAUCUAGGACUUUAGUUAAGGUUUUCCGAAGAUUUUCAAAUUUAUAGGUAUUGCUGAUUCUCAAUUGGCCCAGCAACAAUCUUAAUUCAUCUUCUCUGAUAGAAUCACAUAUACAACUCCGUAGUCUAACCUUUUUCAUUACCAAAUUAUUGAAUUAUAUUGGGUGAACUUUCUCUUCACCUAUAUGAAUAAAAUUUUCCGCAGAGUACUUUUUCCACUAUUCAGCCUUUCAACACGUUACAAAAUGGAUGAAAAUUUUUCCAAUUCCAAUCGAAAAAUAUCCACUAGUCUCAAAGGAUUGAAAGGAGAAGAAUGGGAAAAUGCUUUUUCUAAAUAUAUUUCAGAAAUAAAAUAUCCACCUGUAAAGGAUUUCAAGAAAGGACUUGAAUGGUUCAAUGUUUCUAAACCAAUUUCCUUUAAGGAGGAUUUGAAAGGUAAAUUGGUGUUAUUGGAUUUUUUCACUUACUGUUGUAUCAACUGUAUGCAUAUAUUGCCUGACUUGAAGGAAAUAGAGGAAGAAUUUUCAAUAGAAGAUGGAUUAGUUGUUAUUGGGGUACACAGCGCCAAAUUCCAAAAUGAAAAAGUCUCAUCAAACAUCCUAGCAGCUGUCCAACGUUAUAACAUUAAACAUCCCGUUGUAAACGACUUUGAGAUGGAUAUGUGGCAAGAAUGUGAUGUCUAUUGUUGGCCCUCUAUGGUACUGUUGGGUCCCAAUGCCAAUCCAAUCAUUCUCCUUACGGGAGAAGGAAACAAGGAACAGUUAAAAUUGUACAUCAGAAAUGCAUUGAAAUAUUACAAAGCUCGAGGAGAAAUCUCAAACCAUACGUUACCCAUGAAAUCAGUGUAUCAUCAUCUGCCAGAAAAGAAGGGACCCUUGUUAUUUCCUGGAAAGAUAACCAAUGUCCUCACGAAAAAUAAGGAAGAGAUCUUUGCCGUCUCUGACACUGGUAAUAACAGGAUUAUAGUCUUCGAUAAGACUGGAAAGAUCCUUAAGCAAAUAGGAUCUUCUAAGAUAGGUUUCAAGGACGGCAGUUUCGAAGAGGCCCAAUUCAAUGGCCCUCAAGGUCUUACAUUUUACGACGAGAACGAAUUAUUCAUUGCAGAUACAGAAAAUCAUGCUAUCAGAAUGGCUGUUCUUGCGCAUGACACUGUUAAAACAAUUACGGGAACAGGUGAACAAAACCACGACGAUUAUACAGGGGGAAAAUUUUCGAUGAAUCAAUCAAUUUCUUCUCCGUGGGACGUGGUGGUGUACAGAAAUGAGGAUAAUUUGGAAGCACUGGUUAUAGCAAUGGCAGGAACUCACCAAAUAUGGGCCUAUUUCUUAAACACUAUGCAACUUUGGAAGAACAAUAAAGGGGCGGUUGGCACUUGCAAGUGCAUUGCAGGUUCAGGUCGUGAGGAGAACAGAAAUAACACUUAUGCACAUGCAUCAGCCUUUGCCCAACCUUCUGGUCUUGCUCUUUGCAAGAAGAAAUCAGAAAUUUAUAUUGCCGAUAGUGAAAGUUCAAGUAUUAGAAGGUUUUCUCUGAUAGAUGGAAGAGUAUCGGCUGUUGUUGGUGGAAAGGAGGACCCCAAAAAUUUGUUCGCCUUCGGUGAUGUGGAUGGUGAGAAAUACAACGCCAAACUUCAACAUCCGCUGGGAGUUGCAAUGUCUAACGACGAUUCACACCUCUUUGUGACCGACACUUACAAUCACAAGAUCAAAGUAGUCGACAUCAAAACCAAUGUCAUCACCACUUUGGCCACGCCCCCAGGGACAUUCAACGAACCAGGUGGCCUCUGCAUGAGCCUAACCGAGCCCAAAUUGUACAUAGCUGAUACAAACAACCAUUGCAUCAAAGUAGCCGAACUGGAUUCGGAUUACAAAAUAACCAAAGUGACUCAACUAACUUUCAGCUCUACCGCAAACUCGAAAAAAUCUCCCAAAUUCCGCGGAGAUACUGUGAAAACUACCCCGGUGUCUUUGACCAAGGAAGGGGGACAGUUUUCUGUGAGAGUUGCGGUGCAGUUCUCCGAUGGAUUAAAGUUGACAGAAGACAUUUCGCAAAACUGGGAGGUGGAGAUACCGAAUGUUUCGUAUUCGUGUGUUCCGAAAUCUGGGAAUAAUUUGAAAGAGGUGGAGUUCUUUGUUAGUGCUCCCCCAGGUCCUGAAAUUGCUGAUGAUAGGGUCCUUGUAGUUUUUGAUAUUAUGACUUGUACUGAUUCUGCUUGUAUUCCUAAGAAAUUUGCUGUUGAGAUUCCGAUGUCUUGUAGCGAGAAGAAAGAUGAGGAGAAGUUGGUUACGGUAAAUAUAAAACAGAAUUCUAUCGAGGUUGUUUGAUUUCAUGAGGAAUUAGUUGUUUAUAUAUUAUAACAAGUAUUUAUUUCACAUUAUUUGGUUCAGGUGUAGAAAAUAAUUCGAAUAGUUUAUAUUAUAAAACUAAUAUUAUUACAAUCUUCUUUUUGCAAACUUAAUACUUCGUAUCUGAUUCAAAUUUUAUUUAUUAUUUAUAUUUUAAGAUUUCAAACGUUACCACUUUUCAGUAAGAGACUU